GGAACUACUAUGAGGAUGAACAGCAAAUGAAGGAUGAAUCAACCAACUCACUAAUCACUCAGACUAUUUAACUCAGUACCAACCAUCAAGCAUCAAAUUGGUUUUUGAAUGAAUGGCAACAAAUCAAAAACCCUCCAAACAGACAUCAAAUUCAGAUCUUAUAAUCUUACUUAAAUCAGGAUUAGCCGGUGGAAUUGCAGGAUGUGUUGCUAAGACUAUCGUUUCUCCUUUAGAUCGAGUCAAGAUUUUAUUUCAAACUGCACAUCCACAAUUCUCUCAUCAUUCAGGUUCGAUUACUGGUGUGUUUGGUGCGAUUCGUCAGAUUUAUUCAUCAGUUGGGUUCUUGGGUUUGGUUCAAGGUCAUAGUGCAACACUCUUACGGAUCUUCCCAUAUGCAGCUAUCAAAUUCAUGGCAUAUGAUAGUUUUCACAAUCUUUUAAUUCCGGUUCAUUUACGAGAUCGACCACCUUCAUCACGUCUUUUCAUGGCUGGAGCACUCAGUGGGAUCACAGCUGUCUUUUUUACAUAUCCUUUGGAUUUGUUGAGAGUUCGAUUAGCAUUUGAAACUAAACAAGGUUCAUCAAGGGUUAAAAUAUUGGAUACCAUUCGCGAUAUUUAUACCGAACCUGCUAAAGUUGGACAUUCGGCAUCUAAUCGAUUAUUCAAUAAUGUACCCUUCACCAAGUUCUAUCGAGGGUUCACUCCCACACUCUCGGGAAUGAUUCCAUACGCAGGCACCUCUUUUCUAGUAUGGGGUACACUUCAAUCCAAACUCUUACCAAACCAAAGAUCGUCCAAUACGAUCCUCAACCUAUUAUGUGGUUCAGUAGCUGGUUUGAUCUCUCAAACCGCUUCAUAUCCUUUCGAGAUCGUCAGAAGAAAGAUGCAAAUCGGUGGUCUAGGUUUAUCUCCAGUCAUGAACAUGUCACAAGUUGCUCGUCAAAUUUUCCUCACUGAUGGAUUUAAGGGAUUCUUUGUUGGUUUAAGUAUCGGUUAUCUUAAAGUCAUCCCAAUGACAGCUAUCAGUUUUGUAACUUGGUCUACUCUCAAGAUUCGUUUUGAAUAAAUCUCGUGUUUUUUUCUGGUUUUGCUGGCUGGUGUUCUGUAUCCUACCUCCUUUCUUCUCGUCGUCUCAUUUUUUUUCUUGUAGUUAAACUCGCAUUUUUUCAUCGUUGUGGUCAAGGCUGGUUUGUAUGACCUUCAAACGUUGUAUUACAAGAUUGUGUGUGAUAGGUACCGUUGUUCCCUAACAGACAUUCUAAAGUUGAUCAGCAAAGUAUUGGCGACUAAUCAGUGAAAGUACGGAUCUGUGGAUCCUUGUAAAGAAUGUAGACUUGAUUGAUCGUUUUGUAUUUG
Messenger RNA from Melampsora larici-populina 98AG31, 1356 nucleotides. Its product is annotated as mitochondrial ADP, ATP carrier protein. The coding region runs from base 113 to 1066 and encodes 317 amino acids. Gene Ontology annotation, biological process: transmembrane transport. Lineage: Eukaryota; Fungi; Basidiomycota; Pucciniomycetes; Pucciniales; Melampsoraceae. Gene Ontology annotation, cellular component: mitochondrial inner membrane. The record is from RefSeq and is a predicted model, not a curated record. The transcript is spliced from 3 exons.